Messenger RNA from Fraxinus pennsylvanica, 1251 nucleotides. NCBI's taxonomy places the organism in Eukaryota, Viridiplantae, Streptophyta, Magnoliopsida, Lamiales, Oleaceae. The record is from the annotation of a GenBank genome assembly.
AUGGUUGGACUCCUUGUGGCAUCUCCAAUCUUUGCAUCUCUAACUAAGAGGGUCAAUCCAUUUAGGCUUAUUGGAGUUGGUUUGUCUGUCUGGACCAUUGCUGCUGCUGGUUGUGGUUUUUCGAAAGACUUUUGGUCCAUUGCAAUUUUUCGCAUGCUAGUGGGUGUCGGCGAGGCUUCUUUUAUUAGUCUUGCAGCUCCAUUCAUUGAUGAUAAUGCCCCACCUGCUAAGAAAACAUUGUGGCUGGGAGCAUUUUACAUGUGUAUACCGACGGGUGUUGCAGUUGGUUACGUUUAUGGUGGAUUGGUUGGGGGUUACAAGUGGCGUUUGGCAUUUUGGGUGGAGGCCAUUUUGAUGCUUCCUUUUGCUAUAUUAGGCUUUGUGAUGAAACCUUUGCAGUUGAAAGGUUUCUCUCCUGUUGGAUUUAAAAAAGCAUUGGUAUCUGCAGAAGAUGGGUCAGAAAAUCAAGGAGGUGAACUGUCCACAAGAGAAGCGGUUGCUGAUCAAAGUUCAAAACCUUUAAGGUCAAUGGAUGCAAGUGAUGCAUGUAUCGUCAUAAGAUUUUUGAAGGAUAUGAAGAUUCUUUUGCUUAAUAAAGUUUUUGUUGUGAAUAUUUUAGGUUAUAUUGCCUAUAAUUUCGUCGUAGGUGCAUAUUCCUAUUGGGGACCCAAGGCGGGUUAUAAUAUAUAUCACAUGAAAAAUGCGGAUUAUAUUUUUGGAGCGAUUACAGUAGUUUGUGGAAUAUUGGGAUCGCUAGCAGGUGGUUUUGCUCUUGAUUAUAUGACGUCCACAAUUUCCAAUGCUUUUAAGCUUCUGUCAGUGGCAACACUAUUUGGAGCAAUAUUUUGCAUUGUCGCAUUUUGCUUUAAGAGCCUAAUUGCUUACAUAAUUAUUUUUGCAAUAGGAGAACUGCUAAUAUUUGCCGCCCAGGCCCCUGUAAAUUUUGUUUGUCUACAUUGUGUCACGCCUAGUUUGAGACCAUUAUCCAUGGCCAUGUCUACCGUCUCCAUUCACAUUUUUGGUGACGUGCCUUCCGCUCCUCUCAUUGGGCUUCUCCAGGAUCAUCUUAACAAUUGGAGGAAAACUGCUCUUAUUCUUACAUCCAUUCUGUUCUUGGCUGCCGUAAUAUGGUUUGCAGGUAUUUUUCUUCACACAGUAGAUAGGUUUAAUGAAGGGAGUGAGAAUCCAGUUAAUACUAUUGAAAAUUCAAGCACGACUCCACAGGAAGUGAAGAAGACCGAAACAGCGUAA